This is a messenger RNA of Exophiala dermatitidis NIH/UT8656, 989 nucleotides long. RefSeq names its product 60S ribosomal protein L30. The coding region runs from base 438 to 764 and encodes 108 amino acids. Gene Ontology annotation, molecular function: RNA binding; structural constituent of ribosome. Gene Ontology annotation, cellular component: cytosolic large ribosomal subunit. Lineage: Eukaryota; Fungi; Ascomycota; Eurotiomycetes; Chaetothyriales; Herpotrichiellaceae. The transcript has 3 exons. The record is from RefSeq and is a predicted model, not a curated record.
AGCAACUUCAAAUGCCAAACAUGCACAUGCCACUUGAAAUCUCCGGGCUGCUGGUAGUAGGAUACUAGUUGUGACGGUGAUGGUGAGAGCCCUUGCUUGCCAGGGGCCGUGCUACCUAUGCAAGCAACACUGGCACUGCACUUCUGUGUUGUCCAGAAAUAAACCAAGAGGGUCCGAGCCUUGUCGGCUCAGGCACUUCCAGCGACAGGGGCAAAGAUCCCAGCAAUCUCAGGCGCAGUCACGUGAGCUCCCCAUCCCCCGUUCCCUCAAGCGCCAAGAUUUUCACACACUGCGAUGUGCCUGCGCCGACAAUUUCUCAGACUUCCAAGACUCAACUUGAGACUGCCCAUCCACCCUCCAUCCACCACCCUCAGCAGCUCAAUUCCGCCGGAGCGCAUUAUCCCAGUCAAUUCUACUACAUCAAGUAGAGCGCAACGAUGGCACCAAAGAAGGCCAGAAAGACUACGGACAGCAUCAACUCGCGCCUGGCGCUUGUGAUGAAGUCUGGUAAAGUCACUCUCGGCUACAAGUCAACCCUGAAGUGCCUCCGAUCUGGCAAGGCCAAGUUGGUCAUCAUUGCCGGCAACACCCCUCCUCUGCGCAAGAGUGAGUUGGAAUACUACUCCAUGCUGUCCAAGACGAACGUGCACCAUUUCGCCGGAAACAACAUUGAAUUGGGAACUGCUUGCGGAAAGCUCUACCGAUGCUCGACCAUGGCCGUGCUUGAUGCUGGUGACUCCGAUAUCUUGGGAGCCGCCUCGUAAGCUGAAAAUAUGUCACCAAUGCAAAUGAAAUGAUUGUGCUCCAAUUGAUACCCGGGAUCAUGCACUUCAGACGGCGGGAGGAUGAGCUGCAAGCCAGAAAUUCAUCCGUUCAGCGAGCCGGAAGCGGCUGUUAGCAUAUGUGUAUUGCGCGUCGAGCUACCUCCGUGCCUCUAGAUCACACAGAGUCAAUCAAAAUGCUAAUUGACCCGUCAAGUCUGCUUCCCA